GUUGAAUGCGUCGUAUAGGGCACAUUGCGGAGGGGAGAGGGUGUUAGCAAUGUAUUAUAUACGGAGAAAGGGACGGAAUGUUAAAAAGGCUUUCCACCCUACCAUAGCUCGUUCUCCUCCUCCUUCUCCCGCCCUUAUCCCCUCUUCUGACACGAGGAACGGACUGCGCUCCGCUAUCGCACGGAAUCACGGACAAAUCAAACAUGGCGACUCAGUCGCUGUUUACGGUGGUGGCAUACGGAUCUCGGGCUCACAGUUAGACAACCAAGUGUACAGAUAAUAAUUAUUGACGGUAAUGAGUAUUCUUGCCAUUACUGAUCGUAAGAUUUUAUUGAAUAUUACGAAUAUGGAGAAUCGUGACGGCGAUACGAGCAACGAAAUGACGCUUAGCGGCGUUGACGAGGUACGCGAAGUGAAGGGCGUCAAGGCGGCGAACUCGACGCCUCCGGCGGUUUCGUCAAUGGUGCUUAAUUCUGCGAUCAUCACGCAGCCUGCCGGUCAAUCUUUAUACUGCAGUCGUAAACCUGGCAAUACUGCUACACGAAAAGAUUGUCAAAAAUCAACUCACGGAUGUUCGGGCAAGUUUGGGCGAAGUGCAGCAGGGAAUCAACAGAAAAAAUCUCAGACGGAAGAAUGUCUGGAUCAUGCAGCUAAGAAGCGAAAGACAAGGCGAGGAAAACCGAAGCAUAGAAAGUUAAAGCCAUUCCCAAAGCAAUCAAUGUCUUACGAGCAGAGACUGCGCUGCAGGGCAAUAGGGAGGAUGACGAAGACAGGAGGGCAGCCUCCAGCGCCGUACAACACAACACAAUUUUUGAUGGAAGAUCAUAGCGAUUUGCCAGACUUGGAUCAAAAAUUGGCGGGUGCAUUAACUUCUGAAACGAUGCCAGCUUCAUUUCAAAAGCCGAUCGCACCCUCGAGAACGAGAGACUCGAGUUUUAGCAUAGAUUCGGACGAGGAUUACUUUUACUCAUCGCCGGAGAACGAGGAAGAAUUUUUGACAAAAGAGUUUUCGAGCGCUUAUGAGGAUUUGCAUGCCGAGCGUUUGAGCACUUUGACGAAGUCCGAACUCAUUCAAGAGUAUGUACAGCUCGAGGCGAAAUUCGAUUUAUUGACAAAACGUUUGAAAAGCAAAAACCUGCAACCGGUGGAGAAUAAAGAGACCGAAAGUAAAAAUGGAACUUCCAGUAGCGCUAAUUGUGACAAUGAUUUGGCCAAAAGUCUCAGAACGUGUCAGCAACGUUUGGACGAUUUGAUGCAACAAAACGAGCAGCUUAGACGAGAAAACGAAGCGUUGAGGGCUCGGAAUCGUCGUAGUCCAGUUUCAAGCGUUGACAGCGAAAGCGACAGUGAUAGCAGCAGUGCUCACAGUUCGUGCAGCUGUUCCGCAGGCAGUGGACGAUCUUCACCCAAUAACGGGAAAUCUUAUCAGAACAGAAGGGAACAAGAACACCGGAGGAAUAAAAGAAGAUCCAGUGUGGACAGCGAGAGCGACAGUUUAAGCACAACCAGCAAUAAGAAAGAUUCUAGCAUCCAACGUCCGGAGAAUAGUCUUGGCAGCAGUGAUUUCGUUAAUGGAAAUACGAACAGUCACGAGAUCAGCGGACUUCCGACUUAAAAAGAGUCAUCCUAUCAAGGCAAUAUAAGUUUCACGUCUUUGAACACGCUCAGAAACAUCCUGUUUUCGUAAAUCACAUUCUACACCUGAUUUUUCAAAGCGAGAGCAAAAGCAAGAGAAAGAGAGAGAGAGAGACAGACAGACAGACAGACAAACAAACAAACAAACAUUCACCAAGUCGGUCGCAUUUACGCUGGAUGACUGUGAAAAAAAAACGUCGAGGAUAUUAUUUAUCUUCCGAAUCGUCGACCGAUAUUCCAGACUACAGGAUGGUCCAAGUAUCAUUUUCCUUCUUUCCUUUCUCGGCCUUCAUAAUUAUCCUUUUGCUUCCCUGCCAAUUCCCAUAUUUCGGUCGACGAUGAAGACAGAGAGUGAAAAAUACACAAGUUAACAAUAAGGAUAUUAUUUAUAGUUGCACAAACUCAGCCUAUCAGACCAUCAACUAACGCAUGCCCAAAUGAAAAAUAUAUGAAAAGACAAAUAAGAUGAAAAAUUAUUAAAAAAAACACAAACAAACAAAUUAAUUAAAUCCGAUUAAAUCGCCCAAUCAAUCGUUGUAAAUAACACGUCAGAUGCGUGCAUUUAAAGAAAAAGAUUGUCAAUGUCGCCAAUGAAUUCGAUAUAUAUAUUUAGAAUAUUAAAUUUAAGAAAGAAUUGUACAAUUUGUAUAGAAACUAAGCGAUAAGCUUAACUGUUAGUUUAUGGUCUGAAUGUAUUUUGCCAUUGAACCCUUUCUCCAUUUCCUCCUUAAGAUUUAUAAUUAAUCAGCUAUUCAUUGCGUUAUCGCUGAGUUUAUUAAAAAAAAUAUUUUCCUUUCGCCCAUUUUUUUGCCUCUGCUACCCAGAGAAUACCAAUUUCCUCUACACAUGAUUCCUUAUUUUUCCAACAAAUCCAAACUCAGCGAGGUCAACUGCUUUUGUCAGAGUUCUAAAAAAAAAAAAAGAAAAAGAAAAUCGUAGAUCGAAUAUUAUAAAUUGUAUCGCGAGAGUACCCGUACACAGAUCAAGUUUGAUACCAACUGUGAUAUAUGCGAGACAUUGUGAUACAAAACUUGUAUAAUUAUUCCACUUAUUUGAUUAAUUGACCUUACGACGCAUAAAAGAAGUUAUACUAAUGUAUUAUUGCAA
Molecule: messenger RNA, 2742 nt
Organism: Venturia canescens
Lineage: Eukaryota; Metazoa; Arthropoda; Insecta; Hymenoptera; Ichneumonidae
Gene: Hexim
Product: Hexamethylene bisacetamide inducible
Exons: 2
Coding region: 296-1615 (439 amino acids)
Biological process (GO): negative regulation of transcription by RNA polymerase II; negative regulation of cyclin-dependent protein serine/threonine kinase activity
Cellular component (GO): cytoplasm; nucleoplasm; nucleus
Molecular function (GO): 7SK snRNA binding; cyclin-dependent protein serine/threonine kinase inhibitor activity
Source: RefSeq, a predicted model, not a curated record